Torulaspora globosa is the source of this 1053-nucleotide messenger RNA. RefSeq names its product U5 snRNP complex subunit AAR2 (gene AAR2). Gene Ontology annotation, biological process: spliceosomal tri-snRNP complex assembly. The record is from RefSeq and is a predicted model, not a curated record. The transcript has a single exon. Lineage: Eukaryota; Fungi; Ascomycota; Saccharomycetes; Saccharomycetales; Saccharomycetaceae. The coding region runs from base 1 to 1053 and encodes 350 amino acids.
AUGGGAGCCAUAUUAUUCAAUAGCGAUGUGCUCAAAUUCGAUGUCACGGUAGGCAUUGAUCAAUUCUCGUUCCAGGUAAAGGCUGGAAGUCCCUUUUGCGGCAUUAAGAACCUCCCAGACGGUCUCCACGUGAUACACAUCAGUUCCAGUUCCAAUGAUGAUGGUGAUGGUAUAAGGUAUGGAUAUUGGUUCCAGGACUCUCGGGGUCUAUAUAUGCGAUAUGACGAGGAGAGCGGGAUGUACCAAAUGUCCCGGGAGCCGGAUGAUGCCAAGUAUGAGCGUAUGUUGCAACUAGGUAGCCAUUUGAUGGUAAGCUUCCCCAAGCUUGACGAGGCGAAUUGGCUUGAACUGACAAGAUUCAUCUCGUAUGAGCAGAUUGAGACGAUAUUGGACGCCAGAUAUCCCUACGUCGAUUCCUCCAUGACAGCCAUGGAAGAGUCCCGUGUGCUAAACAAAAGACUAAGAAUCCCCAAUGACAGUACCUGUAAGCACUUCAAGUACACCGAGAUCCACUUCAAAUCGCCCGACGCGAUACGGCCAAACCAUGAAAUGCAAGACUACAUGGACAAAUCACACUAUCUCAAUCAUGUGAUUGUCGCUCGCGACAUGAGAGGCCACAUCAACCGUCUACUGGGCGAACUACAGUUUGCAUUCUGCAAUGCAAUGUUGUUCGGUAACUACGGCUCCAGUCUGCAGUGGCAUAACAUCAUCGAACUCAUCAGCUUUAGCUCUAAACUUUCCCUUACAUUUGUUGAAAGGUUUGACAAAGUUCUCGCUUUACAACUGCAAACUCUGCCGCCAGAGUAUACAGAGGCGCUAAUGAACACGGAGAUGUGGGAAAGAUGUCUCACAAAGUCCUACCAGAGCAACAAGCUCGAACUAACCAAGAAAGCUUACGAAUCCAAAUUCGAUCUCGAGGAAGAAAAUGAAGAGUUUGAGUCUGUCGCAAGGCUAGAGACCGGUACUCUGCCCAACAUAGAUAGUGACUACGGUGAUGAUAUCGACGAGAAUAAACCAUCAGUUGCAAGUGGCGUCUACUACGUUCGACCAUGA